Messenger RNA from Ceraceosorus guamensis, 1752 nucleotides. RefSeq lists its product as hypothetical. The record is from RefSeq and is a predicted model, not a curated record. NCBI's taxonomy places the organism in Eukaryota, Fungi, Basidiomycota, Exobasidiomycetes, Ceraceosorales, Ceraceosoraceae. The transcript is spliced from 3 exons. The coding region runs from base 1 to 1752 and encodes 583 amino acids.
AUGACGGUGGGAAUGUCAGGAGAGGCAAGGGACGAUGGUCGACUGUUGGAUUUGUUGGACUUGACGAUUCCUCCUCUGGAUGCCUCGGAGCGCAUCUCAUGGUAUCAAGAUGAUCAGGCGCUCGUCUCGCUCCAAAGCGUCCAGCGAUGGCUGCAUCGAUUCGAGAAGCAGACGGAUUCCUCUCAGCCUGGACCCUCGCACCGACCAUCUCAGCUUGGCAUUAUGGAACGUGGCAGCGUAAUAUUGGCAAUGGCGCGAUAUCUGGGCCCUCGUCCUGCCGGUGCGGAGGGAUGGGAUACGCAAGCGUGCAGGAACGUUGCUCGAGAGGUGCUGAGAUGCAAGAGCCUGGCAAUGUCACCGGGCGUGGGCAACGCUACUGAUGAGCGCGCAGAGACGGGGCUCAGCUCUCUCGAAUCCUUCACGACUCUCGUAUGCCCUCGAGACGUCGUGCUGGUGCUGCUGCAAGAGCUGCCUCAACUUUUGCCCAGCCCUCGAGGCAUCACUCCUGCCGGACGUGCGGCAAAUAUAACAAGCAAUGCUCCGGUAGUAGGCUCCGACGACUUUUACGAGGAGCCACGCAUCACCAUCAACAAUCACGCCAAUCAUCGAGUGCGCGGCUUGGCGCUGGGCGUGGGCGGCAUCGUUUGGAUCAUGGCGCACGCCGUCAUUGCUGCGUGCACGAGUGGCAGUGGCGCGAUGGCUCAAUCGCCUCGCGGGCACGCUACUGCACCUCCAGAUGACUAUAGCGCCACUUUCGCCCCAUCCCUCCUGCCAGCUCUCUUGGCUCUCAUAGGGGCACCUCAGCCCGCCAGCAGGCUAUCUGGCCUACAUGUCCUGCACGAGCUUCUACAAUCGCUUCCAGCUGUCGUCGCCCAUCUACAAAGAUCCGGUCUGCUUUCGCUGGUGCAGGAGCAUCUCGACAAUAGCAUGACCUACCUCUCCGAGCCGCUCGGCGCCGCUCUCUUGUUCAAAGCAGUGGAAGUCAUGGCGAUGCUGCCAGGGUGCCCAGAAAGCCAAGAUUGGGCGGCAGAAGCGGCAUUCGAGAGGAUCCAGAGAGCUUGGGCGUACGCUCCCACCUCGUUGUCGGAUCCCGAUAAUGCCGGAGGCGCUGGUCCCGAGCUACCACCUGGCAUGCCGAUGGACGGCAAAGAGCAAGCAGAUGUGCUGUGCGCGACCAUGGAAGCGCUUCACUUGCUUCUCGUGCCCGACAAUGCUGCCCGACGCCAACAUCUCGAAGUCGGAUCAAUCGCAAAAAGCCUUGGAUCGAGCCUGGAGUUCCUGAGCGUGCAAUUGUGCUUCGAACCAAGCUUUGCAGGGGCAGAUGCGGGUUGCGCAAGCUUGAAGACUAGCCAUCGAACUCGAACGCAAUUGGCGAGAGCAACUUUCGCGGCUCGUGCUAUUCGUCAGAUCUAUGCAAGGACCAGCCAGAGUGGCUCCGAUGGGGCUGUCGCCGAAGCAAGCGGGCGACCAAUUCCAUCGCCACCGGGUCUGGCAGUGUGGAGCCCUCGCGUGUUGACCAGUGCAGCGCGGUGUUGGGUCUGUUUGAGCGAGCUGGGUUGGGAUCGAAAGCAGUCAAUAGCGAAUGGCGUUGCGCUUCAUGAGUCGGGCGCGGAGGUGCAACAAGUUUGCGAGCUUCGUGAAGCUCUUGCUGCACUCGUCACCCAGCUGCGAGCCUCAGAACCCGAAUGGUCGAGCAGGUGUGUGCAGAGGUUGCUUGCCAUCGCACCAGAGUGUGCCAACCUCUUUGCGUAG